Striga hermonthica is the source of this 2085-nucleotide messenger RNA. NCBI's taxonomy places the organism in Eukaryota, Viridiplantae, Streptophyta, Magnoliopsida, Lamiales, Orobanchaceae. The record is from the annotation of a GenBank genome assembly.
AUGGCUGUCUCAGGGUCUCUGCAAGUCUCCCUGGAGCUCGGAAUCUGCAGGAACCAUGAGCGCAGCAAUAAAUUUCAGAGUACCAAAACAAGGGCUCGAUUGUGUCUCUCGAGGAGUAAUUUGCCGUCAGCUUUACUGAGAAGGUGUUCUUGGGGUUCAGAUUCUUUGAAGCAAGUGCACAGACGAGUAUGCACCAUUCCUCAUAUAGGUCACCAGUUUAGGUGCCAUUGUUUUCUAAAUCCCAGCCCGUCUGUGGAUGUUAACAGUGUAAAGAAUGCAACCUUAACUCUAGCAAGAUCACUUAAUCGUCUGCAAGGAAGUCCCGUUGUGAUUAAAUUGGCUUCAGCAGUUGGGAUUGUUAUUUUUGCAGUAUGGGGGCUUGGGCCACUUGUCCAACUAAGCAGAAACGUAUUUAUGAAUAAGACUGACAAUAACUGGAAAAAGAGUAAUGCAUAUCAAGUUACAACCUCAUAUAUUCAACCCUUGCUGCUAUGGACUGGAGCAAUCUUUAUAUGCAGUGCAUUGGAUCCAAUGAUUCUUCCCACAGAAGCUGGUCAAAUUGUUAAACAAAGGCUUUUAAAUUUCAUCAGAUCUUUAUCUACAGUGCUGGCUUUUGCCUAUUGUCUGUCAAGUUUAAUUCAACAAGCACAAAAAUUCUUCAUGCAGACAAAUGCCUCUACCGAUAACAGAAAUAUGGGUUUCCAGUUUGCCGGGAACGCUAUAUAUACAGCUGUCUGGGUUGCAGCUGUAUCAUUGUUUAUGGAAUUGUUAGGUUUCUCAACCCAAAAAUUGCUCACCGCUGGAGGGCUUGGAACAGUCUUGCUCACACUAGCUGGACGUGAGAUUUUCACAAAUUUUCUUUCAAGUGCAAUCAUUCACGCGACGCGACCAUUUGUUGUGAAUGAGUGGAUUCAGACCAAGAUUGAAGGCUAUGAAAUCUCUGGGACAGUUGAGGAAGUAGGGUGGUGGUCACCAACAGUUGUAAGAGGCGAAGACCGUGAAGCCGUUCACAUUCCAAACCACAAGUUAACUAUGAAUGUUGUGAGAAAUCUUACUCAAAAAUCUCACUGGCGUAUUAAAACCCACAUAGCCAUCAGUCACUUAGAUGUCGGCAAAAUUAGUACCAUAGUAGCUGACAUGCGGAAGGUUCUUGCAAAGAGUUCUAAUGUGGAACAGCAGAAAUUGCACAGAAGAGUAUUUUUGGACAAUAUUAAUCCUGAAAACCAGGCUCUGAUGAUAUUGGUGUCCUGCUUCGUGAAGACCUCACAUUUUGAAGAAUAUUUGCGUGUUAAGGAAACCAUUCUUCUGGACCUCCUAAGAGUCAUCAGGCACCAUCGUGCCCGUCUAGCCACUCCCAUUCGCACAAUCCAGAAAGUAUUCACCGAUUCAGACUUGGACAGCGUACCCUUCUCGGAUACCAUAUUUACCCGUGGAACUGCAUCCUCCAACAGCCCACUGCUACUGGUGGAACCAUCCUACAAAGUCACUGGGGAAGACAAGCCCAAAAGUCAAACCCGUUCGUCCCGCCCAAACGGGGAGGAAGACAUCAAGGUUACCUCCAAGUCAACUCUUGAUCUGGACACCAAGACAAAAGAUGAUAAAGCUAGUCCUGAGUCUGGACAAGUGCCCAAAACCGGCCCAAAGGAAGAUCCAAGAAUCACCUCAGCAUCAGAUCCCAAGCCCAAUAGCAGCCCAAAACCCGUACCCAGCACUGAUACUCAGAAAACAGGCCAGGAGAUUAACUUAGUCUCCUCGCCCGACUCGGGAAGCAGGAAACCCGAAAAUGCUUCUUCAACUAAUUCACAUUCGAAACAGGAUUCAAGACAACAGCCGAUUACACAGACUAAACCCUCUCUCGAGGAGAAUAUAGUUCUGGGCGUGGCAUUAGAGGGUUCAAAGAGGACAUUGCCAAUCGAGGAGGAGAUGGUGGGCCCAUCGAGUUCGAGCCCGGAGGAUGUGAAGGAGUUGGCAAAAUCGAGGAGUGGUAAUAGGCCACCUGUGGCUGAGAAGGACAAAAAUGAUGUCAAGAACUCGGGCCCUGGUUCAGCUCCAAGUAAUUUCGACCAGGUUGAUCAGCAGGACUAA